AAAAAAAAAAAAAGGUUGGAAUCCGAUCUCUCACCUUCCCUCUUCCCUCCCUCCCACCUCCCCGGCAGUCGAGCUGAGCAGCUGCGCCUCUUUCCUGCUUCUCAAGCCCCGACGGGUCGUAUAGACGCGUCCAAGUCUCCCGCUACUUUGUUCUUCAUCUACACCCCGCCUUGAUUCUCUCUGUCCUCCAUACCUGCGAGCAACCUCCAUUCGGAUCAUCCAACCGGCUCCAUGGCGAAAGACACCGACGGCGGGCCCGAUGGCUCCUCCAGCGCUGCUUCCGUCUUCACCACCCCCGCGACCACUCCAUUUUCAUAUCUGGAGCAAGACCUUAAUGACCACUUCAACGCUAAAUUCCACGCUCGGCGGCACGGCAAGAUGGCCGGGUCCCAAGCGGGAGUCGGCAAGCAGCAAGUAACGCCGCAGUCGGUCGACAUGGUGAAAUCCACGGGCUCUGCAGCAGCGUCGACUCAAACACAGGCCGCGAUGCCACCAAACCAGGCCGACCUGUUCUCGCUGUUGUGUCUCAUUGCCAGCUCCGUCCUGGCCACUGCAGCAAAGGCAUCAGCCCAAACAGAAGACAUGGCUCUGCAGCCAGACCCGCCAGAGGUCGUCCCCGAGGAUAUGGGGAGCCACGACGCGGUGCCGGCCAAGCAGCAGGCAGGCAGUCCGGCCGCCGCCGACCCCGUCGCUCCAGCAGAGACGUGCAAGCACUGUUCAUGUUCCAUCAAGCCGGCUGCUGAAACAGCCGCCCAGACGACACAGGCACCUGGUGCGACAAAGCCCGCCGCCUCGGGCUCUGCCACGACCGAAAAGCCUACCGACGAUGCUUCGAGUGGCAACAAGAAAUCGGCCAAUGACAAGUCGGCCCUAAAGACGCCGCCAUCCGAGGAGAAGCCUAGUUCGGAUGACCAGGUCGCCAAGCCCGAAACCACGGCCGAAGACCAGGCGGCUGCCGACAGCGCAUCGACCUCGGAACCUCAAACCCCCACCGACCAGACUGCACCCUCGGCAGAGACUGAUGCCCAGGCCGCGGCUGCGGCCAAUGACGCUGCGGCAGCCGGCGAGGAGGAAGAUGGUGUCGCAGAAAACGCCGAGCCCGAUGCCAACCAGACAACCGACGAUACCGCAAAGUCCGAGCCGCCCAAGCCGGAGACGACUGCCACAACCACGACCAUCCCUCCUCCUCCUCCUCCUCCCCCGGCGGCCACAACCGGCGCAAACGCGCUGAAGCUGCCUGACUGGUUCCUUGGUAGCAAUGUGGUGCUCUACGAAGACCUCGUCAAGCGCCAGUCAGCCGUGGAGCUCUUCAAGCCCAAGCCCGUCAAGAAGGCAGACAGUGAGCCCGAGGUGGAGGAGACCAAGCCUGAGAGCGUUUCUGAAAGCUCCGCCGCGAGUUCUACUGAGAGCUCUGCCGAGAGCUCUGCCGAGAGCUCUGCCCAAAACACGCCCGGAACCACACCGACCAGUUCACCCCCAAGCGAGCUCGUGACCGAGCCUGAGAGCAAGGUCGACAGCGAGUUAGAGAGCCCAUCUGAAAGCGCUCCCGACGGCACCGAGGCUACACCAGCAAGCGAGUCAGAUGUCAAGUCGGAGGACAAGGCUGCUCCUGGCAAGAAGGACGACCAGUCGAUUGACAGUGCAGCCACCACAACUCCUCCGGCAGAGCCCAGCUUCGACACAACAAAGACGGAGGCUGUGGAGGAGAUGUGUAGCUGUAAGAAAGCGGCGGCGGCGGCGGCGGCGGCUGAUCUGGAGAAGACCGAGGUUGACAAACCCUCCCCGCAAAGGCCCGUCUAUCAGCUACACCAGGACAUCUACGACGAGGCGCUUGAUCUUUUGUCUGCAGCCCUCCAGCCCCCAGUCAAGUCUGGCUCUGACGACAGCACAAAGAAGAGCCCACCCGAGUCCUGGAUCACCCAGUCCUCUUUCCUCAUCCAAUCCCCCAAGGACGGCUCCCUCGAGUUCCUCGACGAGGUCGUGCGUCAAGUUGCUCGUGAUGUCCAAGCCGACAUCGUCAUGAUGGAGCUUGACGAUCUGGAGGACCUCUGCUACCAGUUCUGGCAUGAGUCUGACGAGGUUCGGGCGGUAGGUCCCAAGUAUCUGACGUCGCCGCUGCGGCUGGUCGGCGAGUUCUUUGGCUAUGGAAAGCCCGACGAGAAGGCCAAGGCUGCGGUGAGCUGCAUCCUCGAAGGCCCCGCCAGCAAGAAAGAGAGCUUGGCCGACGCAUCUGCCAAAUCGUCGGCGGACAAGACUGCCGAGGCCGAGACGCGCGCAGCCGCCAUUGGCGAGAAGGCUGUGGCAGCUGCGGCCGGGAACUCUGUCGACGCAGCAGAUAUCCUGCAAGCCGGCGUCAAGGACGCAUUUGAAGCCGCAACAAAGAUUCUGCAAGCAGCGAUCAAGGAGGCGUUUGCUUCAGUGCCCAAGCCGGCCAACGCCACCACCUCGGACUCGCAGCAAGCCGCUGACGCUGAGACCAGUGCCGCUGAGGCCACCACAAAUUCGUCGAGCGCUGACGGCAAGGAUGCCUCCCCUGCCCAACCGCGGCCGCUGAUUAUACUUUUCCGCAACGUGGAGGCUGUGGGCAAACAGACACCGAUGCAGCGACUGGUUGAGGGCGUUAACAAGGUCCGCAGGGAGAGUGGUCUCCCCGUCGUCGUCGUCGGCACUGCCGUGUCCAACAGCUCUUCGGAGAACAGGCCCACAACGGGCAUAAGCAAGGCGUGGGACGGUUUGGGCCUCGACGACUCGACUGUCAUCAACGUGUCCCCGCGCAACACCAAGCGCGCCAGCGCGGCCCUCAAGCAGUACGGCGCCCGGACCAGGCCCAGGGUCAAGUGGCGGCUGCUCCGACGCUCCAUCCGCGUCACUCUGGACCAGCACCCGGCGGUCAAGCUCGACGCGCUGUAUCCUUCGGGCCCCGCCGCUGGCGAGUCGGUCGUCGACGAGUUGGAGGACGAUCAUAGGAGGCAGACGCUCGCGGACUGGGACGAUACCCUUUCAGCUCGCGUCGUGCGCCAGGUGUCUGCGCGUGCCGUUAGAGCCGGCUCCGUAACCCCUGCCGACGUCUUUGACGUCAUGGAGCGAGUGAUGAAGAACCAGGCAGUUCUCGACAAGAUGAACGAGGCCGGUGACGAGGACUUUGUCGGCGAGGACGGAGACAGCGACGAGGAGCAGGUCGAGUUUGGAGGCCCGGCCCAGAAGUCCAAGGUCAAGUCCCUUUUGGCCAGCAUCUCCGACAGCUGCUCCGAUGCCGAGAAGGAAUAUUUUGACUGCGUCGUCGAUACUGUUGCCGUCUCUUCUGCCGCUCAGGGUAUACACAUGGACCAAGCCCUCAUGGACAGCCUCAAGCAGCUCCUCUCCCUACGGACGAGCAAGCCAUACGGUCUGCUGGCCAAAGAAGCUGUCAACGGAGCCAUCCUGUACGGCCCGCCAGGAACGGGCAAGACGCACCUCGCGCGCGUUGUCGCGGCAUCUUCGGGUACCAACCUUAUUGUAGCGACGCCGGCGGACAUUCAGAACAUGUGGGUGGGUGAGACUGAGAAGCGCAUCAAGGCUCUCUUUUCACUGGGCACCAAGCUCGCACCAUGCGUCAUCUUCCUGGACGAGGGCGACUCGGUUUUUGGACGGAGGCAGUCGCGCGACCGCGAUUGGCAACGCAAGGCCAUGAGCCAGUUCCUGAUGGAGAUGGACGGACUGGUCAGCCGUAAGAAGGCGCCGUUCCUGAUGGUGGCGACCAACCGGCCCGGCGACAUCGACGAGGCCGUGUGCCGCCGGCUCCCGCACACGCUCCACAUCGGCAUGCCCACGGCCGCGGGCCGCAGGGCCAUCCUCGACAUCUACCUCAAGGACGAGAAGCUCGACGAGAAGCUGGAUCUGGACGAGGUGGCGGCCGACUCCAUGACCAGGGGCUUCUCCGGGUCCGACAUCCGCACCCUCUGCGUCCAGGCCGCCAUGGCGGCGCACAAGGCGCUCGAGGCGGACAACAAGGCCAAGGCCGAGGCCGAGAGCGCCGGCGGCGCGGCGGACGCCGAGGACGCCGAGGACAAGGCGGCGGGGACCCAGAAGAGGGUCAUCAAGCUGGAGCACUUCAAGACGGCGCUCGAGCGCACGCGCCCGUCGGUGACCAGGGAGUCGCUGAUGGAGAUCGAGCGCUUCACCGGCCAGCAGGAGGAGUCGGGAGACCACCGCGCCAUGUACAUCUGAGCGUGCGGAGGCGUCUUUUGCCAACUCUCAUCUGUAUUGUAUGGUCACAUAUCCCUUCUUUGUAAACCAUUCGUUGUUUGUUUUUUUUUUGUUUGUUUUUUAAGGUAAUGGAUGACCCAUAUCUCGCGGGGACUUUUUAAGGUUGUUUUUUUAUGAUGUUUUUUUUUCUUUUUUUUUUUAGCGAUGCUAUCAAUUCGAACUUGUAACUAGAAGACCAACUACCCGUGAUGCUCACUCUAUUGCCAACGUGAAACGAAGGAGGUUAAAUGGCUGGCAAGGCUAUUUUGACGACUUGAGCAGCAACAUGUUGGAUUCCU
Molecule: messenger RNA, 4523 nt
Organism: Gaeumannomyces tritici R3-111a-1
Lineage: Eukaryota; Fungi; Ascomycota; Sordariomycetes; Magnaporthales; Magnaporthaceae
Product: ATPase family AAA domain-containing protein 1
Exons: 2
Coding region: 232-4206 (1324 amino acids)
Cellular component (GO): mitochondrial outer membrane
Molecular function (GO): ATP hydrolysis activity; ATP binding
Source: RefSeq, a predicted model, not a curated record